Molecule: messenger RNA, 2049 nt
Organism: Oncorhynchus masou masou (cherry salmon)
Lineage: Eukaryota; Metazoa; Chordata; Actinopteri; Salmoniformes; Salmonidae
Product: meprin A subunit beta-like
Exons: 12
Coding region: 1-2049 (682 amino acids)
Biological process (GO): proteolysis
Cellular component (GO): membrane
Molecular function (GO): zinc ion binding; metalloendopeptidase activity; protein binding
Source: RefSeq, a predicted model, not a curated record
AUGCACUACGGAAAGGAAGACUUCACCAAUGGCAACGGAUCCAUCGUCAUCACUAAGCAAGCAGAAUCAUCUGCGGUCACAUUCCUAGAGAAAUGCAGCUUUGAGGACAACCAGGAGUGUGGUAUGACUCUCUGUGCCAGUAUCAGUGCCAGCUGGGAGAGAGUGGGCAGUGUCCAACAGGGGCCAACCUCAGACCACACCAAGCUGGGUCCUUUAAGGGACUUAGACUUACGCGAGGGUGAUAUAAUCGAGGUCAGUACACCCUACACAAGGAAUAUCGUUUUGAACAAGGACGAACUAUGGGACCUUCCCGUCCCCUAUGUGCUAGACAAAACCCUUGCUUUGAAUGCAAAAGGGAUCAUUCUGCAGGCCUUUGAGCAGUUCAGACUAAAAUCAUGCGUCAACUUCAAACCCAGAGGCUCUGAGUAUCACUUCAUUUCAGCCCAGAGGAACAGAGGGUGUUCCUCCCACGUAGGGAGAUCUUCCAAGUAUGGACAGCCUCUUUCCAUUGGAAAUUACUGUGAUCAUAUUGGCAUUGUGGAGCAUGAGUUUCUACACGCUCUGGGAAUCUGGCAUGAACAGUCCAGAUAUGACAGGGAUGAAUAUGUGACCAUUGUUUGGAAAAACAUAAGACGCGGUCAUGAGAGGAACUUUUUGAAAGUCUCUCCCCAUUAUACGACCACCCUGGGUUUCCCAUAUGACUACAGCUCGGUGCUGCAUUACAGUGAGACAUCCUUCAGCAAGGGAGAGGGACCUACCAUCAUCACUAAGCAACCUGAGUACCAAAAGAUUAUUGGACAACGCCUUGAAAUGAGCCCACAAGAUGCCUUAAUGCUGAACAAGCUAUACGGCUGCAAAAAAUCUAUUUCAUUUAUGGAACAUUGCAACUUCGACAACCAGAGAUUGUGUGGGAUGAGUCGCUGCACCAAGAGUUGGGUAGGUGGCUGGAAAAGAAUGAAGACUGUCAUUGGGGGGCCCUAUUCUGAUUUCACCAACCUGGGGAAGACAGACGGUACUGGUUUCUUCAUGCAUGCCAGCACAAUGUCAGGCCAGGAGGGGGACAAAGCCCGGCUGGAGAGCAGGGAGAUGACUCCCAGUAGGAAGUGCAGUGUCCAGUGUCUGCAGUUCUACUACUACCACAGUGGUAACGAGUCAGACCAGCUCAACAUCUGGAUGAGAGUGUAUCGUGAUGAGAGAAACCCUAACGGAACUCUACGCCACAUGGGCCAGAUCACAGGUUCCCCAGGAUCUCACUGGAUGCCCUACCACGUGCCCCUGAACGCCACCAAAACGUUCCAGGUGGAGUUUGAGGUGCGUAAAGGAACAGGACAGUCUACAGGUGGGUUUUCCAUCGAUGACAUAAACCUGUCAGAAACCGAAUGCCCCCAUCACACCUGGCAGAUUAAAGACUUUGAGAAUCUUUUAACCACCAGUGACAUUAACACUGUUGUGUACAGCCCCAGAUACUAUUCCCCAGAGGGCUAUGCCUACCAGAUUGCCAUUUAUCUUCGUGAAAUGUUGUUUGGAGUCUAUGUGCGCUUAGUCUCAGGAAAGUAUGAUGACCAACUCCAGUGGCCUUGCCACCAUCGACAAGUGACGAUUCAACUGCUGGACCAGAAUCCCCACACUCAGCAACGCAUGUCCAAGCAAAUCAGCAUUACCACUGAACCCUCACUUCAGGACGACUAUGAUUCCUGGAACAAUCCCCGUAAAGUUGGAAUGCUCGAAAACAGGGGUGAUGAGUCCUUCUAUGUAAACCCUGCAGUUGGCUACUUAAAAUUCCUAACCUUGACGCAACUGAAGCACAGAGAAUUCCUCAAGGGAGGCAACAUUUUCUUCCUCAUCACCAUGCAAGAUACUGUCAAGCUCUGUCAGGUUGGAUGGGGAGUGUCGCUGAACAGCUAUUUUCAGACCUCUCCAGAGAUGUACGAUCAGGUUCAAGCUAAUGAGGAUCCAAAUAAACAAAUGAACUACCACUCUCCCUCCGACAACGACAACACCUCUCUCCCUCCGCCAACAACGAUUGAGAACACCGCCAACAACAAUUGA